Messenger RNA from Lathyrus sativus (Indian pea), 1440 nucleotides. The record is from the annotation of a GenBank genome assembly. Lineage: Eukaryota; Viridiplantae; Streptophyta; Magnoliopsida; Fabales; Fabaceae.
AUGGAGGAAGAAAGCACUUCGAACGCCACCGUAGAGUCCAACGCCAGUGACCGCAUUAAGCUUAACGUUGGCGGGAAGCUCUUCGAGACAACGCUUUCUACUAUCCGCUCCGGCGGUCCAGACUCCCUCCUUUUCGCACUAUCCAACCGCUCUUCCGACGACCCGAACCCGGUUUUCAUAGACCGCGACCCAGAGAUCUUCUCUGUUCUCCUCUCUCUCCUCCGCACCAACCACCUCCCUUCCACCGCCCUCCGCUUCUCCAAGCAAGAACUCGCCGACGAAGCCAACUUCUACGGCAUUGACUCUCAUCUCCGGGCCGCCACUUCUCCGCCGCCCUUCUCUGGCAUCGACGCCUCCAUUGUUGCAACCGUUCGUCCCGCAUCAGAAGGCUUCCCUUCCACUUUCACCGCCGCUGAUAACGGUUCCGUUUGGAUCGCUCACGGCGGUCAACUCUCAAGCUACGACUGGAACCUAAUCCACGCCGCAACGGUUCGUACCCACCUCGACGAUAUCAAAUCUAUUUGCAGAGUCUGGCCAGAGAUCGCGGCUGUCGGAACUGCAUCCGAUGCUGGUUUACACUUCUACAACUUCUCCGGUAGCCGCCACGUAGGUUCAGUCCAUUGGAGCGAUCCGACGGAUCCGCGAAUCUUCAAAGCGCGAGUCAACGCGAUAACCGCAUCAGAGAAUUCCGUUUUCGCCUCAUUUGAUUGUUCUCACAGGGAGAAUUGCAUCCUCGAGGUUGAUAAGGCUAAGAUCCAGAUCGUGUCGCAAUUAGGUCGACAAUCGGGGAACCAGGCGAAGCACAUGGUUCCCAUGAAGUUGACGUGGAUACCUACCACCGGAGUACUUGUAGGGAGCGCGGUCACCGGAGGAGCGUUUGGUUACUCCGGAUACAUCCGGUUGUGGGACCAUAGGUCCGGGGAGGUGGUUUGGGAAACACACGAACCAGGUGCGUCGGGUAGGAGCAGUAGGUUUGGGGAUUCAUUUUCUGCUAUAGAGGUCGAUGUUGAAAAAUUGUUACUAUUUAAGCUGUGCUCGAAGUCCGGGGAUUUGGCUAUGGCGGAUAUGCGUCGUUUGGGCGAUGAUCCUUGGGUUUAUUUGAAGGAGAAGAACCCUAGUUUAUGGACAGAUGGUGGUGACGGGAGUACUAGUAGUGUGGUGCAUUGUUACCAGGGACAAGUUUUUGUCGGGAGGGGUGGAGAGUUGGAGGUUUGGUCAAGGGUGCAAGAGGUGGUAGAAUGCGAGAGUGAGAGGGAGAAAGAGAGUGACGGCGAGGGAGUUUAUAGGAGGAAUUUUGUCGAUAAGAGAGAGGACUCAGCGAAAGGAGUGAUCAAGAAGAUCGAAGGUGGCGGGGAUAGGUUGUUUAUUAGCAGAGAAGAUGUUGAAGGGAUUGAAGUAUGGGAGAGUUCCCAUUCUGCUGGAGCCAUUUCGGUUUUGUGA